Messenger RNA from Ichthyophthirius multifiliis, 3270 nucleotides. Its product is annotated as karyopherin kap123, putative. The record is from RefSeq and is a predicted model, not a curated record. Gene Ontology annotation, molecular function: nuclear import signal receptor activity. NCBI's taxonomy places the organism in Eukaryota, Ciliophora, Oligohymenophorea, Hymenostomatida. Gene Ontology annotation, biological process: protein import into nucleus. The transcript has a single exon. Gene Ontology annotation, cellular component: nucleus; cytoplasm.
AUGUCCUAAGAACAAUAACAACCCCUUCCUGAAAUAAAAAAUAUUGAAGAAGCCAUUGAAUGUAUGCGUGGAAUUCUAUCAGGUGAUAACUAAAAGAUUAAAUUAGGUACAAAAAUAAUGAAACAAUUUACCAAAAAGACUGAGUCAAUAGCUAUAUUUACGUACAUCCUAGCUAAUUGUAAUGACUAAUCUUUAAGACAUUUAUCAGGUAUAUUAUUAAAGAGAAAUAUGGUUAUAAACUUUGAGAAUUUAAAUGCCGAUGCAUAAAAGGAUUUGUAAAGAAUUCUUUUGGAAAGAUUCUUUUUAGAGACAUAAUAAUCAGUAAGAAAAUAUAUAGGAAUUUUAGUAGGGGUAGUUGCCAAAUUAACUUUAAGUGAAGGAAAAUGGGAAGAACUUUAUAGUACAAUUUAAUAAUAAAUUGAUGCAAGUAAUUAAAAUUUAUAAAUGAGAAUUUAUGGAAUUUAACUUUUGGAACUUGUUUUAGAAUAUUCUUCUCAUUCUUUGAAAAACUUAUAUAAGAAUUUCUUACCUUUUUUCUCUUCAUCUUUGUAAGAUUAAAACAAACAAAUAAGAAUCGGGGCUGUGAGAUGUCUUGUCAAUAUUUUCGAAGAUAUUCAUGAAAUGAAACAAGAAGAAUUGACUUAAUAUAAAUAAUUAAUAAAUCCUAUAUUGUAAGUAUUAGAGAGUUUAAUAGAAGAAAAAGAUGAAGAUUUAAUAUUCUAUUGUUUCGAUGCUUUGAAUCUGUUAAUAGAAAAUAAAAAAACAAUUCUUGAUACUCACCUUGUUCCCAUUGUAGAAUAUUUAUGUUCACAAAAAGUACUAUUUAAUCCUCAUUUAUCUAAAAGAAUAAAGGAAACUGCUUUAGAUUUAAUUUAUUCAGCAACUGAAUUCCACAAAUCUGUUUGGAACAAAAAUAUUCCUGCAUUAAAAGCUUUAAUAAAAACAAUUUGUCAUAUCGUAACUCUUCCAAUUUAAUAAAAAGAGGUCCUUUAAGAAGGUGAAGAACCUAUACAAGACAUUGCUUUGUGGCUUUUACAAACCUUCACAUUGAAUUUGAAUAAGAAAAAAACCUUUGGGAUUAUUCUCGAAGAAAUUACAACAUUUAUACAUUCAAAUGAACCUAAUAAAAUGAAUUCCGGGUUUCUUAUUUUGGCCUAAUUAGCUGAAGGGUGUUAUGAAUAAAUUGCAAGAAAUUUAUAAAAUCCCAUUAUGAAUGAUUUUAUGCCUAAAGGACUUUCUCAUCCUGCACCUGAAGUUCGUGGAGCUGCAAUCAAAUCUUUAACUUAUUUCGCAGAUUAUCUUCCUGUAGAUAUUUGCAAAUAUCAUUAAGUAAUAGUUCCAGCUGUAUUAGGAUGUUUUACUGAUUUGGAUGAUAUCAAAGUAAGAGAAAAGGCUGUUAUUGCUUUAGAUAUUUUCUGCGAUAAUCUCGAAGCUGAAGAUCUUUUGAUUUAUCUAUAAUCUGUAGUCGAAAAACUUUCUUUUAUAUUAACCUCUUCCCAAAAUGCAACUCCUUUGAUGAAAAGAGUUUCUAUUUCUGCACUAGCCUCUUGUAUUUCAACUGUAGAACAUAAAUUUGGACCUUAUGUACAUUAAGUAGGAAACCUUUUACAUUAUAUAAUUUUAAAUUCAUAAGAUAUUCCUUUAAAAUCAGAAGCAAUUAAUUGCUUGGGAAAAAUUGCAGGCGCUUUUGUAAAAGAAGAUAGAAAAGUUUACGAUUCAUAUGUAUAACCUUGUGUUGAAAUUGUUUAUUAAAAUUUGUUAUAAGCUGAUGAUUUUGAAUUGAGAGAAGGUUGCUUUGCAUUCUUUUAUAAUUUGGCUAAUGCUAUUGGAAAUGAAUUCGAACCUAUUUUUGAUAAAAUAAUUGAAUUUACUUUAAAAUAGGCUGCUUCUGAAGAAGGACUUUAUUUGGAUGGAAAAAAAAAGGGAGAUUUUUCAUUAGAUUCUGAUUCAGAAAGUGGAAACGAUAAUUUGUUAGAUGAAGGAGAUGAUCAUGGACACUAAGGUCACUUAAAUGUUAAAACAUCUUUUAUAAUGGAAAAAUCAGCUGCUAUUACUGCUUUAGGUUAAUUCGCAGUAGCUUGCCCUAUGAAAUACGCUCCUUAUUAUGAAAGGGCAUUGGAAAUAUGUGAAUAAAACUUUAAUUACUUUAAUGAAAAUGUCCGUUAGUAAGUAUCGAAAUGUUACAAAGAUUUGUGUAUUGGAAUGGUGAUGACUUCAAAUAAUGGAAAAUUACCUACUUACGAAAAAGGCUUGCCUGUAAAAGUACGUUUCUAAGAGAAAAUUGAAAACGUAAUUCAAAUUGAUAUCUUUUAAAAAUUCCUUUAUUACUUAAAUGAAGAAGAAGACCCUGAAGUAACUGCAAUGGCAAUAGAAAUGUUAAUCGAAGUUUUCAAAAAACUCGGCCCUGCUUCUUUUGAUAAAAACUUAGAUGAUUUAACUUUGAGUAUAAUUAAUCUUCUUGAAAAUAAAGACGAAAAUUCGGAUGAUUCUUAAAAAGAACUUGAAGGAUAUGUAAUUGAAGCUGUUUGUGAUCUUAUUCCAAUUCUUUGUAAAGUUUUAGGCGAUUCCUUUGCUUUACAUUUCUAGAAAAUCUAUCCAAAAAUGCUUGUUUAUUUAAGAGAAGACCGUGAAUUAAAUGAAAAUGUUUAUAUGGUUGGCUGCUUCGCUUAAAUUUUUAAAUAUACUCCUAAUUUCUUAUCUUUUAUUAAAGAUUCUAUUUUACCCGUACUUUUUGAAAAAAUCACUUUAUAAGAUGAUGACAUGAAUAGAAAUUUAGCAUUUUGCAUUGGAAAUAUGGUUGAAAAAGGUUUAUAAUACGUAUAAAAUUUUCUUCCUUAAAUUUGUGGAAUUCUCAAAAAUAUAUUCGCAAAUUCUAUUGAAUUAGCAGCUAAAGAUAAUGCUGCAGCUGCACUUUGCAGAGUUAUGAUGACUGUACCCUCAUAAUUCCCUUUAGAUUAAGCUUUGGAGUAGAUUUUGGCUAUUGUACCUCUUAAAGGAGAUGAAGAAGAAGAAAAAACUAUUGUUUAGACUUUAUUAUUUUUAUGUAAUAAUUAUUCUAAUAUAGUUUUAACAAAAAUAAAUAAAAUAUUGGAAGUCUUUGUAGACGCACUCGGAGGUAUUAAAAAAUAUAAAAUCAAUUAAGAUAUGUAAGCUUAAGUUGUCUAAUUCUUAUAGAGUGCAGUCAAUUCUAAUGAAGGUUAUAAAAGUUUAGUUUAAUAAUUAGUAUUAGCUCACCCAGAAAAAGAUAAAAUUGUUUAAUUAUUGUCUUGA